Lolium perenne is the source of this 908-nucleotide messenger RNA. RefSeq lists its product as uncharacterized. The record is from RefSeq and is a predicted model, not a curated record. Lineage: Eukaryota; Viridiplantae; Streptophyta; Magnoliopsida; Poales; Poaceae.
AACGCGUUCGCUUCUCGAUCUUCACUCCCGUCGUGUUCUCGCCUCACGACACAAGCUGAAGCAAAGCACCAUCCCAGCCAGCUCCCUAUAUAUGCAGCAUUCGAUUGUUCCCUGCCCCACUCAUCUCAUCACCAGCUCCAUUAACCGAACAGAUCUUCCUUAGCAAAAGCAAGAGAGCAGAGCAUCAGGCAGCCUUCGCGGUCUUUGUUGCUUGCUCCAUUCCGGCGGGCAGUGCCACUACAUGACUACAAUGGCGACGCCUAAGGCGUUGAGGAAGGCGUCGAUCGGCGGCAAGGCGUGGCGGCUGCUGCGCCUGGCGGUGCUCUGGGCGCGGAAGGGGAGCGCGGCGCGCAGCCUCCGCCUGCUCAGGACCCUGCGCCACGGGGGGCGCAAGGACCAGCUCCGGUACGGCGAGCGCGAGUUCUCCAUCGACGAGACGCCCGCGUUCCGGUUCCGCACCCCCUCCGCGCGCGUGCUCCGCUUCAUCCCCUGCAUCGCCCCCGCCUUCGUCCCGGACACCCCUUGCGUCUACGGCGAGGACCGCUACUUCUUCUGCGACGACGCCCGCGAGAGGGACGACGAAGAGGGCUGCGCCGGGGACUACUACGAGGAUGGUGAGCCGAGCGAGUGCGGCGUCGAGGAUGAGCAGCUGCUCGAGCGGGCGAUGAUGGAGGCCAGCUGUGGGGACGCGGCGGAGGGCAGCGAGGACGCCGGGGUGGACGUGAAGGCGGACGAGUUCAUCGCCAAGUUCUACGCGCAGAUGAAGCUGCAGCGACAGAUCUCCUGGCUGCAGUACAACGAGAUGAUGCACAGGAGUGUCUGCUAGAUAGUGCGCGCUUAGUUAUAUUUCUGCGAACAGAUACUCAGUUUUGGCUCAGCUUCAGCAAUACAUACAUAGUUUAUACUUC